AUGGGAUUUAUUAAUCCAGGAAAAUCUUUGAGGAAGAGAAAGCUGAGGAGCAACACUCCCUUACCUGCUAAAAUACCAAAAGUAUCUCCAUUCUUAUCCCAACCACAACUGCAAUAUGCUCCAGCCAUUUCACUAAUUACAUUACCAGUGGAGAUUAUUCACAAAAUAUUUGUUUACGUUGGACCAAGUGAAAACUAUCUCCCCUUAGUUAACAAACACAUGUAUUCCAUUCUUCGAUUCAAUGGUGAUAUACAAGCGGAAAGUAUCUGUAAUUAUCCCCUCCUCAAGUCCAUGGUGAACAGUUACUUCUAUUUUGACCUAAACAUAAGAAUAAACCACCAAUGUCUCCAAAUGAAAUUAAAGUAUUACAAUAGCAAACUUGAGAGCAUCCAGCAACAAUAUCCAGAAUAUACGAGAAGUUCACACUACAAUCGGAUACGUGGAAAUUUGACUAUUGUGGAAUCUACAUUACAACUGUUUAAUCAAAAUCGUUAUGCGUUGUUGGUUGAUAUUUUGAAUUUCAAAUUUGUAUCAAGUCAGGUACUUUAUAGACUAAGGAAAGAAAGAGAAACAAUGGAUCAAGGAUUACCUAUAAGAUCAAUGGCUGAGAUUAUAUUAUUGCAAAAACUGAGGUUGAAAUUUUUGCGAUUAAAAUUCAAUGAAAUGGGUGUCAACUUGAAAAGAUUGUUGAGUGAGAUAGAUAGUGGACUGAUCGAGACAUCUGUGAAUUUUGAUGUUGAAAGUAUUCAACGGUCUUUACUUGAUGAGCCUGAAGAUGAUUUGAACCCUCCUUUCCAAUAUUUUGAAGAUGAAAAUUUGCCAACAGAAGGUUUUCUGUCAUGUACUAGUGACAAAUAUAUUAAAGAGUCCGAAGGUUUCCUUCACUUCAACGAGGGAUUUGAAACAAUUGAAGACGAAGCACCUGGUAGAUCCAAGAUACCUGAGCUUUUCUUUAUAAAGUCUAUGUAUUCGAGGCGUCACUAUGAUACUUUGAACUAUUUAAAAAGUUUUUAUAAAUUUGGAACAAUUGAUGGACCUAAAGCAAUUGUUGGUUUAUUGAAUGUAUUGGAAUCUCCUCACAAGUAUCAAGUUUUGAAUUGGUCCCAACUUGGAAGUUUGGUUGAUUAUGUGUGCGCUUGUAAUAACCCACAAUAUAAAUUCACUGAAGCGAUUGUUUCCCUGUUUAGAUUAUAUGCCCAUUAUAAGAGCAAGGACCACCCUUUACCUUUUGACAUUAAAGUGAAUAUUGCAGAUGCAAUCAAUAUGAUAUUACAGAUGAUAGAGACUUUAGUAGAACAUUUUUUUGCCCACGAUCAUAACAAUGAGGAACGACGACAAUUAUGGAUCGAGGCAAUGCAACUUAAAGAUAUUUGCUUGACAGAUUUGUUAGGCAAAUAUGACGACAAUCCUGAUUACGAUAUACUACAUAGAUUUGGUUAA
Candida albicans SC5314 is the source of this 1440-nucleotide messenger RNA. RefSeq lists its product as uncharacterized. The record is from RefSeq and is a predicted model, not a curated record. The transcript has a single exon. NCBI's taxonomy places the organism in Eukaryota, Fungi, Ascomycota, Pichiomycetes, Serinales, Debaryomycetaceae. Bases 1 to 1440 code for a protein of 479 amino acids.